Messenger RNA from Dioszegia hungarica, 729 nucleotides. Its product is annotated as aquaporin-like protein. The record is from RefSeq and is a predicted model, not a curated record. Lineage: Eukaryota; Fungi; Basidiomycota; Tremellomycetes; Tremellales; Bulleribasidiaceae. The annotation marks the transcript as partial. The transcript has 3 exons. Gene Ontology annotation, molecular function: water channel activity. Gene Ontology annotation, biological process: transmembrane transport. Gene Ontology annotation, cellular component: plasma membrane.
GACUUGAUAGCCAUGAUUGGAGAAUACGUCGGUACCGUCCUCUUCAUGAUCUUCGCCCUUGGCGGCUCAAACGUCGCCCUUAUCCCCAACACCUCCCUCACCGGCGAGACCGUCAAUGGUCAAAACGACUCCAUCAUCUCCACCGCCAACACCUCCAACCUCCUCUACAUUUCCCUCUGCUUCGGCUUCUCGCUCGCUGUCAACGCGUGGAUCUUCUUCCGAGUCUCGGGCGGCCUGUUCAACCCGGCGGUGUCCCUCGGCAUGGUGCUCGUCGGAGCGUUGACGCCGGUCCGAGGGGCGCUCUUGACGUUUGUUCAGGUGCUAGGCGGGAUCACUGGAGCUGCGAUCAUCGAUGCUAUCACUCCCGGUACACUAAACAUCCGGACCCAGCUCAGCCCCGGUACAUCAAUCGCCCAAGGCCUGUUCAUCGAAAUGUUCCUCACUGCCUUCCUCAUGCUCGCCAUCCUCCUCCUCGCAGCCGAAAAGAACAAAGCCACAUUCAUCGCGCCAAUCGGUAUCGGACUCGCUCUGUUCGUGGCGGAGCUACUCGGGGUGUACUACACCGGCGGAUCGCUCAAUCCAGCUCGGAGCUUUGGACCCAGUGUCGUUCUGCACGAGUUCACCAACUACCACUGGAUCUACUGGGUCGGUCCCGCCCUCGGCGCUAUCCUCGCGGCGGCUUUCUACAAGCUCCUCAAGUGGCUGCAAUACGAGACCUGCCUCGGACCC